Molecule: messenger RNA, 3749 nt
Organism: Phlebotomus argentipes
Lineage: Eukaryota; Metazoa; Arthropoda; Insecta; Diptera; Psychodidae
Gene: dally
Product: division abnormally delayed protein
Exons: 9
Coding region: 332-2131 (599 amino acids)
Biological process (GO): positive regulation of canonical Wnt signaling pathway; regulation of protein localization to membrane; cell migration
Cellular component (GO): extracellular region; plasma membrane; cell surface
Source: RefSeq, a predicted model, not a curated record
CAGUUCCAACCUUGGUUGCGUGUAGAUUGCUCGUGCCGGUUCGACGUGAAGAGGUAUCAAUUCGCCAAGAGUUGUACUUUGUGACUGAGAAAAAGUCACGGAAAUCUCGUGGCGUGCGCGGGAGUGCGAAGAAAAGGUGUCCAUGUGAGUGAAGGUGCCGUCGUGAUUAUCUUUGCCAGCUGUCGUGACCGUGAAGAGUGUGCAAGACGUGUCCGCUAAAUGACAUUUGAGGCAGCGUGAGCCAAGGCAUCCCUGGAAGCAGCGCGACCCGACGACCAGUGAGGAAUUUUGUGGUGAAACGGAGGAUUCUGUCUUGAGGCAUCUCUGCAAAAUGUCGUGCUCACGUGGAUUGAAGUGUUGUCUAAAUUUAAAUCAUGUUCUCGUGCUGUUCUUCGUGGUGUGCAGUUUAUUUCUGGUGGAUUCACUCGCAGUGGCCAAGAAUGUGAAUCACCAUCAUCAGGACAUGAGUGAGGCGAAUGAGGGCUCGUGCGAUGGUGUGAGGAGCUUCUUCGACACUAUCAAUGUCACCGUUCCGGAUCGCGCCACAGAUUCAGGCUCAAUAUGCAGUGGACGAUGCUGCAGCAAUGCCACUGAGGACGAACUGAUGAUGAAGUCAACGAACAAUUUCAAGCAGAUUCUGCGACAUCACACAAGAAGUCUCCGAGGAAUACUCGAAUCGACAGCUACCAUUUUUCGUGAAAACGUAAUUCAAUUGUCACUUCAGUCAGAGAACAAGACACUGAAUUUAUUCAACCAAGUUUACCGGCGGAUGUCACCUUUUUCGCGACAACCAAUUUCAGACCUGUACCAGAGCAUUCGAAGUCACAUAUCACCGAAUUCCUACACGGACAAUCUCGAUAUCGAGAAGGUGGUCACGAACUUCUUCGUGAGCCUCUUUCCCGUGGCAUAUCACCAUGUGCUGCACGCGGAGAGUGACACGCACAGCAGUGACUUCCAUGUUGACUAUAAGAACUGCCUGAUGCACACAUUUGACGACAUCCAACCGUUCGGCGACAUCCCGAAGACCGUGGCCAGGAGUCUGCAGCAGAGCGUGGGUGCGGCCACGGUGUUUGUGCGCGCUCUGGACCGCGGCGCUGAUGUGCUGGCCAGCACCGAGGAAUUGGACUCUGAGUAUCUGACGCACAAGUGCAAGAUGCACCUCCUCAAGAUGAGCUACUGCCCCGUGUGCCGCGGCUACGCGAAGGGGCACGUGAAGAGCUGCAGCAGUUACUGCAUCAAUGUAAUGAGAGGCUGCUUGACACAGUACGUGGGCAGCCUGGACAGCCCGUGGACCAGCUUCGCCGAGUCCAUGGAGCGCCUCCUCGGGCUGGUGCGCACGAGGGAGGGCAUCGAGGCUGUCAUCAAGACACUGGAAGUGAAACUCUCAGAAGCCAUCAUGCAUGCCAUGCAGAAUGGACCGGAGCUGGAGAAGAAGGUGAAAAAAGCAUGCGGAGCACCAACUCUGCUGCCAACUGAGAAGACAACGAUCGUGGAGAAGCGGAUGCAACUCACCGGAAUGCCACAGAAAUGGAUGUCACCACUGGACCCGGACAUGCUUCGUUUCCUCUCCACCAUAGACAAAUCCAAGGACUUCUAUUCCAAGAUUGUCACGAGCAUUUGCGAUGACGAGGAGUACGAGCGGGAGGACAAGGGCUGCUGGACCGGGGACAGGAUCGGCGAGUACAGCCACGGAGUGAUGCCCACGGGCGCCAACUCGCAGAAGUACAAUCCCGAGGUGCCGCUGGAGAAUCCCUACCGUGCCAAUACCAAAAUAAACGAAUUAGUCGACAAAUUAAUCAACCUGCGACAAACUGUGGCGAAUGCGAUAAGUCAGCAUUCUAACCACGUGGAUUCGGACAAGAUGCAGUCGGACAUGGCAGAAGGCUCCGCCUGGAGUUCUGACAACAUCGAUGACACUGAUCUGGAUGGCGUGGAAGCGUCAGGAUCGGGUGACGGAGGCAUUUAUGGACGCGCCGGAUCGGUUCCAUUCGACACCACACGAUCACCAGCUAUGCAUCCCGGCGGCGUGGCGCCUCCUGGCCACGGCGGAGCCGCAAAGGGUGCACCGCUGUCGCGUCUUCUCGUGGUGGCGCUCAUCAGCAUCGCGAGCAUGCUGGCCAGCAGUCACUGAAGGUCCUCCUGGACACCGUGGCGAGUCUCUUGCGAAGCAAUCCAUCUCCCCAAUUGACGAUCCCUCCCCAGUCACGAUCGCCCCGGAGGAGAUCCUCGGAUGGACACACAUGAUAAUCCUAAUCUGACUGUUCUUUCGAUGUGAAUCUUGUUUCUACUUUGCGGAUGGCGAUGAAAGUGGAGGAAGUCCCAAAAUGCCACACUAUUUUGUUGGAGAGCAAUAAUUUGUGUCUAUUUUAUUUACUAAUUCUUACUGUAUAUACUCCGUUUCUAUUGUAUUUUUUUUUAUUUUAGGAACUAAACAAAUUGCAAAAAUUAUGCUUUGUACUCAAAGUCCCAAUUUUUUAAAUAGUUUCCCAGCAAAUUGCAGGGCGUUUCAAAGUUUUUUUUUGUGUCACAAGAAGACAGUUGUAAUUGAAACUGGAGAGGAAGAUAUAAAUGAAAGUUUUUUGGCCAAUCAUAUAUAUUUAAUUGUGCAAGAAAAUGGGAUGCAGGAGAACACAAGAUCAUUGGAGAAAAAAAAUAUCGUGUUACAUUUAUACAUAUAGGAAAUAUUCAAGAAACAGAAGAUAUCUUAUAAAUGUAAUAAAAAAUAAAUAAUUUAUUAAGUGUAAAUAGGACACAAAUCCGUGGAAAGCAGGUGGAGAAAAAUAGUCCUUUUGCGAAUGCGACGAAGAUGGAGAAUGCCUAAAGGAAACUGCUAAGAAAGUGUGAAUGCGCAAAAUAAUUGAGUGGUCAUAGAAAAAUGGUCUAAAGAGUGGGCAAAAAAUUUUGCAGAAAAAUUCCAAAUUUGUCCAAAUUGCAAUACUAUACAUGUUGAUUAAUUUAUUUUAAAGUAAAAAAAAAAACACAAAUACCGCCCCAUUUUGUCAUUUAACGUCGUCAUUUGAUCGCCCUCCUUAGUGAAUGAUUGCGAUUGGUUGAUUAAUAAAACUGUGAUUGAGAUAAAACUAAUUUUUAAACCUAAAGAUGAUGAGAAAAAAUAGGGAAAAUCUAAGAAAAAAAAAUGGAGAAAGAGGUGAAGAAUAUUAGUGUGUAUAGAAAGUAUUUCUAUUUAAGUUGUAAUUUUACAAGAAAAUCAGAUACAAAUUAUAUAUCAUUUUAUCAAUUUUCUGUGUAAUCAUUUUUUUUGUGAAUGGAGAAAAUUCUUUAAAUUGCAUUUAUUUCGAUAGGGAAAAAUGUACCAAGAGAGAGAGAGAGAGAAGGGAGAUUCUGGAAAUUGUUGAGAAAAGUCAAGAAGAUGGAAAAAUUGUUGAUAAAGUCGUAUACAAAUGCACUAUAAGUUUGUUAUGAGAGGAGAGAAAAGCAUUCAAGCAGAGAUGCCCAUCGUGAAAAUUGAAAUCUGCAGUCACGUGGGCUUGCAGGAGUUUUUAUUGUAGUGAAGGAGGAGGAAAAAAUCGAAGCCAUAUAAACUGUAAAUACUAUAUAUUAUUAUAUUUUUGUUGAAAGUACAGAAAUUGAGGAAAAAAAAAUACCGUAAACACUGAUUUUAAAAAUGAGCUAAACAACUUUCGCUUCUCUAAAACCACAAUUUGUACAAUAAAGUAUGCAUGGAGACAUUUAUAAAUGUCACACAAUUUAUGAUUUUCAAAUAGAGAUUGAUGAAAACCACUAAACAA